AUGGCAUCAGUCCCAGUCAACCCGCGGCCCAUGCUGCAGUCACUAGUCAACGAGCCAGUCAUAAUCCGUCUCAAAUGGGGCCAGACCGAAUAUCACGGUCGCCUAAUAAGCGUCGACUCGUACAUGAACAUCCAGCUGUCGAAUACAGAAGAGUUCAUUGAUGGCAAAAGCACAGGUACUUUGGGGCAGGUCCUGAUACGGUGCAACAACGUUCUUUGGAUAUCAGGUGGGAAAGGUGCGAAGCAGGAGGACGUGUCGAUGGAGGGAUAG
This is a messenger RNA of Letharia columbiana, 270 nucleotides long. RefSeq lists its product as uncharacterized. The transcript is spliced from 4 exons. Gene Ontology annotation, molecular function: RNA binding. Gene Ontology annotation, biological process: spliceosomal snRNP assembly; mRNA splicing, via spliceosome. Lineage: Eukaryota; Fungi; Ascomycota; Lecanoromycetes; Lecanorales; Parmeliaceae. The record is from RefSeq and is a predicted model, not a curated record. The coding region runs from base 1 to 270 and encodes 89 amino acids. Gene Ontology annotation, cellular component: U1 snRNP; catalytic step 2 spliceosome.